AUGGCAUCACAAACACAUAGCUCGCCAGCUCGAGCUGGCAUCAAACCCUCAAAUCAACCCGCCGCCCCCAACUUCGCUGACCCGAACUUCGACCCUGCCGACUUUCUCAAUGAAUCCCUAUCGCCGCUGACUGUGGCAUCAUCACAACCCAAUGCCUCGCGGGCACCCGGCGCUGUGUCCCUCACAGAGCUAUCCGCACAAGUCCAGUCCCUUCUCUCCCAAGUCAGCGCCCAAAACAUCCGGCUCUCGAGCACUUUAUCCCAACUCACCGAUGAGAUCCUCCGAAGUGGUGGACGACUCGCCUACGAGGUUGAAGUCCUACGAGGCGAGACAAUCGGACUAUCCGAAACCCUGACUGAAGUCUUGCGCGACGACAUAGCAAAUUUCGUCCCAGAGCCCUCGCCAGAAGAUGCACACAAGACCGAACAAGCAGAAAAGGAUGCGCCGACGAACGAGGACGAGGAGCCCUCAACCACGGAAGAGAAGAAGGCGUCCACCGCUCCAACAGACCCAGAAUAUAUAACGAAUCUCCGCACACUGAACCAAGUACGAUCUCGUCUCGAAGACGUCGUCCAAACAUUCGGCGACGCAAUGGCAUGGCCGCUCCCACCCUCCGAGAUCUCAUUCUCCUCUUCCUUCAUCUCCGUCUCAGGGCCCGAUCUCGGGCCUGAUGGUCAAGAUCGCGAAGAAAAGGGCCAGGAAAUGAUGAAGAAGCUGCGGACAGAGGUCACCGAGUUACUCGACAGCGAGGGCGGAGGACGCGCCGGACUGGACGCCGCCAACCGCCGCGUCGAAGCUUUACGGACGCUGGCAACUGUGUGGAAUUCCUCGGCCGAGGAGAAAGCUCGCAAUCGAUUCGUGGAUAGUCUGGCGAAGAUUGUGGAUGACCGUCGGCGUUCCCUGGACCAGCAGCAGACCGUGGCGGACCAGGGCCAACGUGGACAGAGUAGGUCCAGGCCUGAGGGUCGGCGGGAUAGUGACAGCGGUGCGCCGGCUGGUGGGCUGUUCAGGAAUCUGCAGCGUCUUCGUGAGGAGAUCUAUUUAGAGUGA
Penicillium bovifimosum is the source of this 1050-nucleotide messenger RNA. RefSeq lists its product as uncharacterized. Lineage: Eukaryota; Fungi; Ascomycota; Eurotiomycetes; Eurotiales; Aspergillaceae. The transcript has a single exon. The record is from RefSeq and is a predicted model, not a curated record. Bases 1 to 1050 code for a protein of 349 amino acids.